AGAGAGAAGUCCACCGCUGAGGCGCUCGAGGGACUGGAGGAGAAAAUCACACAAAUAGAAAAAUAUACAAUAAAUACACAGGAGCAGAAGCGACGCAUAGUGGGCAAUUUUCUAGCCACAUCUAUUGGCAUUUAUGUGAUCGCAUUUAUAGUUUUUUACUUUGUCUAUUUUCCGCCGACAUGGCGAGAGCGGAUGAUUUACUCGGUGCCAUUGCUUUUGUUUCCAUUUGUUAUUAUAUUCCUGAGACGUUUAUUUACGUGGUACUUUGAGCGAAAGUUGAACAAAAACUCAAAUAAAUUGACAGCAUUGCAAGCCGAGAAAAAGAAAAUAUUAGAGCAGGUCAUGGAUAAGGAGACAUAUAAGGUGGCCGUAAAACUGCUGGCAAGAUACGGUGAUAAACACAAUAGUCAGAAAUCACUUGGCGUUAUCACUCCAAGAGUUCCAGCCACUGGUAGCAUCACAACACAGCGUCUCGGUAUUGGCCUAUCGCCAACUGGGCCCGUAGCUACAUCGAGUCUACAAGAUCUCAGGCUGCGUCCUCCAGUGAGUUCUAACUUGCUCUCACCAGCUGUACCUGGAGCUCCCAAUGUAGGCGGACAAACGCCUUUACCGCGUGGACCGCUAAUAAUUACACCACAACGACGACCGAUGGGCGGUGUAAUAGCCGGUCAGGAAUUACGUAGACGUACGCCUUUUCCAAUAGUCAACCAGCAGGGUAAAGGUGUGAUGGAACGUAUCGUUGAUGUACUUAUCGGUGAUGGUCCAAAAGAUCGUUUCGCUAUGAUUUGCAAAGAGUGUUUCGCACACAACGGCAUGGCCCUCAAAGAAGACUUCGAUUACACCACGUUCCGUUGUGCUUUUUGCAAUGCAUUGAACCCUGCACGUAAAGCACGUCCGAUUGCACCACGACUGCCGGAGCAGCAUUUCUCCAAUUUGAAGCGUGACUCCAAUUCAUCGUCAUCUUCCCCGACGGAUAUUGACUCUGAGAGUGAUGAACCCGCUGCUCCAAUGCUUACGCCAUCAGCGACAGCAACACCACGUAGUACUGCGGCUGACGCAAUGAAUACAGUAAUAAAAACAGCAAAAACAAUUGAUAAAAUAAAUAUACCAGGUGUAAUGCAACGUCAACCGGAUAUGGGAGGGGGCGAUGCACCCAAUACAUCAAAUAUAAUUGCUGCUGAUGCGGCUGAAGUUGAUGAGGAGGAGAAGAUGGAGAUUGAAACGCCAGAUGAGCAAGAGAAAGAAGCAAUAUCGGCACAAGUUGUUGCCAAUUUACAGGCACUGCGCGACGAAGAGUUAAAUAGACUGCAAGAGCGUUUCGCCAAAAUGUAUGCUACAGCUGAAACGGAAGAGGAGAGACAGCCACAAGCAGUAGGCGAGACGUAUUUCUGCAAAGAAUUGCAGGAACUUGAGCAAACGGAGAAUAUUGAUGAAUUAAAGAAAUUAAAAUAACACUGAUUGGCUGGACUACAAUUGGCUUUAUAGACUAGCCGGAUAUAGAGAUAUACAUACAUACAUAAAUGGAGAUGGAAGAGAUGGGUAUGACACCCUAUUGUUUUGCGCCAGACUUUUCAACGGAAAUUGUUGAAUAUUGCGCUUGGAGUCUUGUUACUUAUUUAUAAAAAAAAACACAUACACAAUAACUAAAACAAAACUAUGUUUAGAUGUAAUCGAUCGAUUUUAACUUUACAUAAUAGUUUCGUCUGUUUUUCAACAUUUUUUGAAUAAUUUUUGCAAUUUUAAAAUAUUUAAAUUCAUCAAUAUUUAUACUUUGCAUUUUGUUGUAUAUACGAAUGUUUGUGGUGUAUUUCGCUUUAAUAAAACAAGCCAAAUACAUCCAUGUCUAACUCAUUAAUUUGUAAACCAAAUGGUUCAGUUAUUGAUAUUCUUAUUUUUUGAUGCGGCUAGUGAAAUGCUAAAGCAAUGAAAUUGAAUUUAGAAUCUAAAAUAUAUGUUUGUACAUAUUUUUGAAUAUUUUUAGUGUAUGAAUAUUUAAAUGAUAUGCAUUGAUUGUAUGAAAUUUUAUAUCGAACAUCGAGAGAAACAAAUAAUAUUGAAUAAUUAAAAUGUCAUAUUUUAAAUAGA
Rhagoletis pomonella (apple maggot) is the source of this 2085-nucleotide messenger RNA. It is a transcript of the gene Lnpk, whose product is annotated as endoplasmic reticulum junction formation protein lunapark-A. Gene Ontology annotation, biological process: endoplasmic reticulum tubular network organization. Gene Ontology annotation, cellular component: endoplasmic reticulum tubular network. NCBI's taxonomy places the organism in Eukaryota, Metazoa, Arthropoda, Insecta, Diptera, Tephritidae. The record is from RefSeq and is a predicted model, not a curated record.